This is a messenger RNA of Fusarium sp. VM40, 387 nucleotides long. The record is from the annotation of a GenBank genome assembly. Lineage: Eukaryota; Fungi; Ascomycota; Sordariomycetes; Hypocreales; Nectriaceae.
AUGCGUCAAUCACUGAUGAGGCUGGCAUCAGCAGCCAAUACUCAGCGCGGACUGAAGGCAAACCCCACGGCUCUGCUCCCUCCCAUCCCCUUGUAUCGUCGUCUUUUCCGUGCGCAUCGCAAACAUCUACCUGCUGAGAUGAGACUGCUUGGAGACGAGUACAUCAAGGCUGAGUUUAGAGCGCACAGAAAGGUGGACAACCCGGCACAUCUGAUUGGCUUUUUGACCGAGUGGCAGAUGUAUGCGCAAAAGAUUGAGGGAGAUGAAUGGGUGGGAGAUAAGUUGGAUGAGCAGAAGCUGUCUAAGAUGAGUGAUGAGCAAAUACAGCAAUUGUAUGAGCUGAUGCAGGCUAUUCAAGCUAGAGAUAAAGAGGGUGGCGAGCAGUAA